Molecule: messenger RNA, 408 nt
Organism: Scylla paramamosain (green mud crab)
Lineage: Eukaryota; Metazoa; Arthropoda; Malacostraca; Decapoda; Portunidae
Product: general transcription factor II-I repeat domain-containing protein 2-like
Exons: 2
Coding region: 1-408 (135 amino acids)
Source: RefSeq, a predicted model, not a curated record
AUGCAUGAGUCCAUUCGUGCUUUUGAGGUGAAGCUCAAACUUUUUGAACGUCAACUAGCAGCGAAUAAUGCUGCACACUUUCCUACACUGAAAUCAUUGCAAAGCACACCUGAGUUUCGUGGAAUUAUCAGCAGAGAAAAGUACUGCAACAUGAUUUCCAAGUUACUGAACGAAUUUGGAGAAAGAUUUGCAGACUUAAAGAACCUUGAGAGUGAUUUCUCGAUCUUUCGAAAUCCUUUCGCUGCAAAUCCUGAUGAGACACCAGAGGAUAUUCAGUCUCGGCUCACUAAUGAACACCUCAACUCAACACUGAAAGUAGCCAUUGCUCAGUCUCUGGCGCCAAACAUAGACGAACUUGUACAGACCAAGAGGUGCCAAGUUUCUGGGAGCAGCACGACCAGGAAUUAA